ACUUCCCUCUUUUUGAGGCUACAUGCCAAGACCUUUGUUUGAUCUAAUUCCUGCUCUCUGGUUAGACAAAUGCAGGGGAAGCCUAUGUUGAUGCAGAAAGGGAAUGUGAGAGAAUCUAUGAAGAAUCAGGGAAGGUUAUCAGGAAAAGAGAAAAAAAGAGAGAAUGAUAGAAAAUGGGUAGGGGAAGGUAAGUAGUAGUCUGGAUGUGAGUGUGUAGAGAACCGUGAAGUUCGGAAGGCAACAUCAGCCAUCUCUGUGGGAACAGAAGAAUCUGAGGGUGGAGGGUAGCAUGCAAGAGGCGGAAAAGGGAGUGUCUUUACACAGAGUCCCUCUUUGACCCUAGGGGCUUUAUUAUAACGUUCUGAUGGGCCACCUAUACGUAUCCUCAGACCCAAAUGAAUGCCCAGGCAGCCAUUAAGAAGCAACUUCUGGAUAUGAUGAGCAGGAAACACCAUGAACUGGAGGGUCGUCUUGACAACAUGCUUUCUCGCAUAGCCAGGGAGACAGAGGAGAUCAAAUAUCUGGAGCAGCAACUCACAGACAAUCAAAUCCUGGCAAACAACGUUUUACAGAAAGACCUGGAGGGUAUCAUUGCAGGGCUGAAGGAGUACCUGAGAGGAGUUAGAGACCAGGCACACAAGGCACAGGAAGAUUGCCAGAAGUUACAGAAGGAAAAUAAAGCACUGAAGCUUCAGCUAGAGUACAGUCAAGACAACCGCAGCCAACUGGAGACCGCAGCCAAGGCCACACAGACUUGCCAGAAGAUUAUCCAGAUGGGAGAGUUAGAUGCCCUGCUGAAGAACAAUGCUGCACCGAGGGAGUCUCAGGGCAAGAUUUGUGCCUAUGAGGCAGAGCUGGAAAGCCAGCUGCUGGAGCACCACAUGCAGGCUGGCCAACUCAAAGAGGAACUAGAGAGACUCCACAGGCUCAGCCUGGUGAAGCAGACUGCUCUACAGAUAGAGUUAGAGAAGGAGCGGCAGGCAAAGCAGGACAUCUUGGCCCAGGUACAGCUGGCUACAGAGAGGGAGCAGAAGGUUACAAACCUGCAGAAGCAGCUCUCUUCAUUGCAGAAGGAAAGAACCUCCCUGCAGGAGCAUAUCCAGUCCCUGCAGGGCUUGUUGGAGAAAGCCAGGUUCUCUUUGCUUGCCCCACAGAAGGUAACAGCUCACUUGGAGGAAUUAAUAGCCAGUGUCAGCUCUGAACAGCCACAAUUUAGGAUCUGGAGCAAGGGGGACGUGUUGGGCUGCAGCCUGGAAGCUCUGCAGCAGGAGGCGCUGCAGCUAGUCUUCUUAUUGACUGACAGGCAGCAGAAGUCCAAGAUAUUGCAGGAGCAACAGCAGGCUGCCAUACAGGCCUCGCUGUCCACAGAGUUUCACAGAGAAACAGAACUGCAGGGUCUGAGGGAGAAGCUUGGCAGGCUGGAGGAGGAGCUAGAGAAAGCGAACAGACUGCAGGUGGAGGUGUCACUGCAGCUAGAGCAGAGCCAAGAGGAGAGGGAUUGUCUGCUGGCUGUGCUGGAGGGCCACUGCAGUCAGGCAAGGAUGGCAGAGCAUGAGAGCCAGCAGCACAUGAGGAGUCUCAACAGGCUGCUAAGGAAGAUCAAAACGGACAUGUCCUCAGCUGACAAGAUAGCCGCCCAGCAGCUGACUGCUGCUACUGACCAGCUCAGUUCCCUGCACAGCACUGUUCACAGGAUAUACAUGAAGACUCAGUCUCAGCCUCCGAGUCCAGCCGACACAGACAGAGUUGCGCCGGCAAGCCUUCUUCCUGUGGUACCUCAGUCCCCUCAGAUGCAUCUGUGGGGGAAGAUGACCCAGUUAUUUUAAGAUUAUCUCAUUAUUGUUUUAUUUUAAUAAAUGUUUUGACAACUUGA
Messenger RNA from Osmerus eperlanus (European smelt), 1873 nucleotides. Its product is annotated as centriolin-like. The record is from RefSeq and is a predicted model, not a curated record. Lineage: Eukaryota; Metazoa; Chordata; Actinopteri; Osmeriformes; Osmeridae. The transcript has 9 exons. The coding region runs from base 396 to 1826 and encodes 476 amino acids.